Molecule: messenger RNA, 3981 nt
Organism: Daphnia carinata
Lineage: Eukaryota; Metazoa; Arthropoda; Branchiopoda; Diplostraca; Daphniidae
Gene: Elp1
Product: elongator complex protein 1-like
Exons: 19
Coding region: 82-3882 (1266 amino acids)
Biological process (GO): tRNA wobble base 5-methoxycarbonylmethyl-2-thiouridinylation
Cellular component (GO): cytosol; elongator holoenzyme complex
Molecular function (GO): tRNA binding; protein binding
Source: RefSeq, a predicted model, not a curated record
CGUCUGCUCGGCACACGUGAACUUUUUUCCUACAGAUCAACACACAUUUUUUGAAGACUUUCAAACUUCCCGAAUCUAAAAAUGCGAAAUUUAACUUUAAUUGAUAAGAAAGCAGCAUCGUGUUCCUUUUUAAAAGACUGUUGUGCAGCAACCAUAGAAAGAAAUUUGUUGUUUUUUGCCAACCAGAAUGAGCUAUGCAAAUUGGAUGUCGAUCAGCCAAAUGCGGAAGACAGUGUUGAGGUACUAGGACCUUUAGAUGUUGGAAGUGUUUUGGAUUUAAAAUAUUUACCAGAAGAAGAUGUGCUAGCAAUAGUAGCAAAAAUAGGAAGUGUUUCUGUUUACAACCUAAGCUUGUCAGAGUUUGAAGUUGUAGGUGAUGUAUCAGGAGGGAUUGCAGGUUGUUGCUGGAGCCCAGAUAUGGAAACACUUGUUGUUAUAUCAGAGACCGGCAAUGUACUCAUGAUGAGUCGAAUGUGGGAUGUUCUUCAAGAAGCACCUCUAUUCCAGCAAGACUUUGGAGAAGCAAAGUUUGUGUCAGUUGGAUGGGGCUCUAAAGAAACCCAAUUUCACGGGUCAGAAGGAAAAGGCGCACGAAGCAAACAACAGAUCGAAUGCUCUUUAGCGGAUUGGGAUGAUAGAGGAACUCGAAUCGUUUGGCGAGCUGAUGGACUUUUCUUCGCAGUUAAUGCAGUUGAACAAAGUACAGGUCAUCGUUUAAUAAGAGUAUUCAAUAGAGAAGGGUUUUUACAGUCAACUAGCGAACUUGUUAGUCAAUUGUGCCAGAGCCUCUCAUGGCGCUCAUCUGGAGCCAGCGGUCUCAUUACCAGCACGGUUUUUCUUGUGCAACAAGGAAAGCAACAAGUGGCAUUCUUCGAAAAAAAUGGACUGCGUCACGGGGAAUUUGACAUUCCCGUCGGGCAACAAGUUUUGGAGUCUUACUGGAACGGUGACUCCACGAUCUUAGCAAUGAUAAUACGCUUCGAACAAGAUGUUUAUGGUCUUCAGCUCUGGACAAUGGCUAAUUAUCAUUGGUACAUGAAACAUACUCGUCCGUUCGAAAAAGGCCUCCGGCCACUGUGGGUUAUGUGGGACGUCAUCGAAACAAAUAGGCUUCAUAUUAUUCUUUCCAAUGGCACGUAUGUCAUGACCGAUUAUCAGCCCGUCGUAACAUCCAGCAGAGACCUGACGUCAAGUGAUCCUGCCUGUAUUGCUGUAGUUGACAAUUGCAAAUUGAAGAUUACGUUCCUGCGCGAAUCAAUCGUCCCGCCACCCAUGUGUGGCUGGGAAAUUGAGUUUUCAUCAUCUAUUCAUUCCGUUGAUUUGCUUUCCAGUUUUUCAAGCCGCCUCACUGUUUUGACUCACAGUGGUUUGGUACACUUUUUCCGGCUGCCUCAUUGUGAAACGGAAGAGAAAUUGUGUCAUCCUGACGUUAAAAUCGUCUGCAAAGAAGGAGGGCAUUUCCGACCUGUCUUGGAUUUCACGGCCUCAUUAAGCUUACCUACCAACGACCAAUUGUACCACUUUCGAUUGGUCAAUCCAUCCACGAUAGUUGCGGCCGCAAUAAACCAGUUACUGGUCUUAGAACUAAACGAAACCAUCUUCACAAUCAAAGACACAAUAACUUUAGAUGCGAGAAUUGGCGGAAUUGAAGUGCUACGCAGUCAGCAAAAUAUGGUGUUGAUCCACUUAGUUGACGGAAAAUUCUUAGAACUCAACAUCGAUGACAUUAAAAUUUCUCAUUCUGUCGUGUUUCCUGAAUUUUGCCACCGAAUGGAAUGGAUCGAUGGUCAUGUAGUGGGUCUAGCUGCAAGCGGACGCUUAUACGUUGAUGGAAAGGAGAUCUUAGCAGCGGUUAGCUCCUUCGUAGCGCAUUCACAUUUUCUGCUGGUGACUUCACUGCAAAAGCAUAGGCUACUUUGUCUACCUCUUGCUGGAUUAUCCAAUCCUAGUCUAGCAAUCACAGAGAGAGCCAUUGAAAGAGGGGCUAAAUUGGUGCAUGCAGUUGCUACGGAGACUACUGUUAUCCUGCAAAUGCCACGCGGCAACCUCGAGGCAAUUCACCCUCGAGCCUUGUCAUUGAAUAUCAUGAAAGCUUUGAUUGACAGACAGUCUUAUUCGGAUGCAUUCGUCCUAAUGAAGAAACAACGAAUUAAUUUAAAUUUGUUGUAUGAUCAUAACCCAAAUGCGUUUCUUGAACACUGUUUGCAAUUUGUCGAACAAGUUAGCAACGUAGAUGUGGCGAACCUCAACCUCUUUCUGGGAGAACUACAGGAUGAAGAUUUUACUACAACAAUGUAUCAAAGCCAUUAUGAAAACAAAUCGUCACCAAAAGAUAAAGAGAAAGUGAAUACAGUUUGUAGCAGACUAAGAGAAGUUAUGAUCGAAACAGAUAGUCUAAAAUAUCUACUGCCUAUCAUUACUUCGUAUAUAAAGCAAGGAAUGGUAGACCAAGGGUUGAAGAGGGUUCAAGUGCUCACAGAAGAAUCUUUGAAAGAUCAGGCGCUCAAAUACAUGGCCGUCUUGGUCGAUGGAGAGCAACUGUACAAAGAGGCAUUGGCCACCUACGAUUUACAGUUGACGCUAAUGGUAGCACAUCGUAGCCAAAAGGAUCCCAAGGAGUAUUUAGCAUUUUUGAAUGAUUUGAAAGCCAUGAGUGAUGAAAAUGAAAGACGUUUCACCAUCGACAACUCUUUAAAGUGUUAUGAUUCAGCCGUCCGUCACUUAUGUCGCUGUUCUCCCGUCAGAACCGAGCAGAUCAUUGCUUAUAUGAAACUUCAUAGGACAUACGUUCCCGUCGUAGAUGAACUGUGCACUGUUUCGCCAAAAGAUGAAGUCAAAACAGCUUUACAAGCGGCAGCUUGCCUCCAAGCUGAAAUCCUGGCAUCCAAGGAUAAUCACGAGGAGGCCGGUUAUCUCUAUCAGCGAGUGGAGGCCUACGAUUUGGCCCUUCAUUCCUUCGAACAAUGUGGAAUGUGGGCCAAUUGUUUAUCGCUUGCCUCUCAACUUCAAUUAAGUGAGGUGGAGACGAAAACUUUGGUAUCCAAACUAGUUUUGCGUCUACGCUCUUCAAAAAAACAUAGUGAUGCCGCACAAUUAGCUGAACAUCAUUUGGGAGACUAUCAACUAGCUGGGCAAUGUUUAACUGAUGGUCUAUUUUUCAGAGAAGCUUGGGCUUUAGCCUAUAGACAUAACAUAGCAAAUUGGGCAGAGACAACACUUAAGAACGAAUUGAAUGAAGCGUUCCAGCUGAUAGAAGCCAAAUUGGAGCAGGUGGAACAAGAGUGCUGCAAAUAUUCUCUACGUUUAUCCGUCGUCCGACAGGAUCUGCUGUACAAACGUGAUCAUCCACCUCCUGAAACAGAUCAUGGAGACCUUUAUUCGGAAACAGGGAGCAGUAUUUUCACGCACACUACUGGCACGUCAGGGAGGACGUUUCGAUCCUCCAAAAAUCGUCGAAAGCAGGAAAGAAAGAAAUUACGACUCAAAGAAGGAAGUCCAUUUGAAGAUAUGGCCAUUAUCAAUGAGCUACACGUACUCUACUCAUCAAUCACUACUGUCCUCCAGGAUGUGGGUCGCCUUUUAAGAGGAGAGUUGAUCAUUUCAAAAGAUUGGAGCCGAGCCAAAUGCCUUCAAAAUAAAGCUGAAGCCCUGCUAAGACUAAUGGAAGAAAAAAAGAAAGACAUUUGGAAUUUUUCUUUUGACCGAAAACAUCAAGAGAACGACAAGAAUUUUGGGCCGUCAGCCACUACUGAAAUGAUCAUCUCACAAGUAAAUCAAGAAAAAGAAGAAUUCUUUUCCACCCGUUACUUGGAACUAGAUAUAAAAAUACGCAGUCCACCUGAUUCACCAGAUACAGCUUGGAAACUUGAUAGUCUUAAAUAAAGGCUGUCUUGCUCCAUUAUAACUUCCAUAAAAUGUACACUGCAACCCAAAUGCUUGCUUCUGAUUUUUCAGUUUGAAUACAAGCGCCAAGGUAUUAAA